Molecule: messenger RNA, 786 nt
Organism: Paramisgurnus dabryanus
Lineage: Eukaryota; Metazoa; Chordata; Actinopteri; Cypriniformes; Cobitidae
Source: RefSeq, a predicted model, not a curated record
UCCAUUAACUUUUGACCAUCAUGCUUGUUUGCUAUAGUGGAGGAGGUUAAACAGAAGUGGAAAAGCUUACGUGAUACAUAUAUAAGAAAAAAACGUGAGGAUGAUUGCAAAAGUGGACAGGCCGCUAAAGAAAAGAAGCCAUGGAAGUUCAUGAAGGUGAUGGAGUUCCUCGCGACAUCAACUGAGUUUCGAAGUGUUCACAGCAAUGUUUCUGAUGUAAACAUGGGUGGAGUGGAGGUACAAAAUGAUGUGAGUGACGGUGAGGAGGCACCAGCAAGUACAUGUUCCAGCUCAUCUAUCGCCGGCACUUCAACAGGAUCAUCCAUUGCCAGCUCGCCUAGAGAAUCAUACAGCACCAGCCCAAGUAUGACAAGGUCGAAAUUAGGGAAAAGAAAACUGUCCGAGACACCAGACUUCUUGGAGAGGUACCUCCUAUCCAAGGAAUCCAGAGAAAGAGAGAAGGAGGAACGAAAAAGAGAGAAGGAGGAACGAAAAAGAGAGAAGGAGGAGCACAAAAGAGAGAAAGAGGAGCGCAGAGAUCAACGAAAAGAGCAACUAAAAGAUGACAAUUAUUUAUUUGCUCUUGGCUUGGUACCCACACUUAGAAGGUUGUCUCCAGCACAACAGUCUUCGGUCAAACUGAAGAUACAUCAGCUGUUGCAUGAUGCUGAGUUUGGCCAGUCAUCUUCCUUAUUUUCGAAUCAGUCGCCUGUGUCGUACCAUCAGGUCACCCCUCAGACCCCAACAAACUAUGGCCACUCUGCUAGUACUUGGCCACACUGUUAA